This is a messenger RNA of Dentiscutata erythropus, 156 nucleotides long. The record is from the annotation of a GenBank genome assembly. Lineage: Eukaryota; Fungi; Glomeromycota; Glomeromycetes; Diversisporales; Gigasporaceae.
AUGUUUGAAGAUGAUGCAUAUGUUGACGUUUCACAGACUGGAUUAUCCGGGAAGAUUAUUGAAGGUGCCGAUGAAUUUGCCAUAAAGAAUUUGGCGGGAACUAAAACAAUGAAUCUAUUCGAAUUUUUCUCAUCUAUGAACCUUAAUUCAAGAUAA